This is a messenger RNA of Aphanomyces astaci, 1394 nucleotides long. RefSeq lists its product as hypothetical. Gene Ontology annotation, cellular component: membrane. Gene Ontology annotation, biological process: zinc ion transmembrane transport. The record is from RefSeq and is a predicted model, not a curated record. The transcript has 3 exons. NCBI's taxonomy places the organism in Eukaryota, Oomycota, Saprolegniomycetes, Saprolegniales, Verrucalvaceae. The coding region runs from base 45 to 995 and encodes 316 amino acids. Gene Ontology annotation, molecular function: zinc ion transmembrane transporter activity.
CAAAAUCUUCCCAUCCGUCAUUCGUCCCUUUCCUACGUCGAACGAUGGCGGUGGACGGCGUUACCGUAUUCAAGCUUGUGUCUCUAUUGAGCAUAUGGAUCGUGGGGUUUGGGGGUGGCAUCCUGCCCUUUUUCAUCCGCCAGCAGAAUCGGAAGCUUAUGAGUCGACUGAACUGCGUGAGCGGCGGCGUGUUCCUUGCCGGCGGGUUCAUGCAUUUGCUGCACGCGGCGAUGGAGAACCCAGGGUUGGCCAAGUGGUCCACGGUGGACGAAGGCAUCUACGCAUUUCCAUAUGCAGAAAUGUUCUGCACCAUCGGCUUUCUUGGCGUGUUGGUGGUCGAGCAGGUCGCGCAUUCGUUCCAAUCGGCCGCGUCGUCGCCUACGGGCAGCUCGUCAACGUCCCACCACCAUCCUCAUGAACCCCAUCAAUCGGAAGAUGACCACAGCAUCGACAGCGCCCCCUUCUUGGAACAAGUAGAAGGCGCCACGUUGCCACCAAAGAAGCGCAAGAAGUCGCACGACGACGACGAUCACCUUGCCUUUGACAAGAACGCAUCUGGAGCGGUCGCGUUCGUUCUGUUUGUCGCGCUUUCUUUCCAUUCGGUGCUGGAAGGACUCGGCAUUGGCGCGCAAUCCACAUCUGCGUGGGGCGUGUUCUUGGCGAUCAUCCUCCACAAGGGAUUGGCGGCAUUCGCCCUCGGCAGCGGCAUGCUCAAGAGUCAGGUGCACAAGGGCAAGUUCAUCGCGUACAUGUUCCUCUUCUCCAUGAUGAGCAUCCUUGGGAUUGUCGUCGGAUGGUGCAUCGCCGAGUCUGAAUCGUCCGAAGAGUCGGCGGCGGCGGGUAUCUGCCUCGCGCUCGCGUCCGGCACGUUCAUCUACGUGGCGGUGAUGGAGAUCAUUCCGUUGGAGUUUGGCCAUGGCCGGAGCGACCCGACCAAGACGCUGCUGCUCUUGUUUGGGUAUGCCGUGUUCGGGUGUCUCGCGAAAUGGUCAUAACAUAUGUGUUAACACACCCUACACACUUCUCCACCACUGCACUACGUUCUACUACACGUCGCCACAUCCACACAUGCGUAACAACUUGAUGUCGGAGGGAGGGGUCGUCUAUGGGUUGUCUAAGUGCAGCGCCUGCACCGAGUGCUCUAGUCCUAACUCGUCGCUGCCGCCGGCCGAGUCCAUGUGGUCGAGGUAGUCGUCGCCGAGUCCACGGUGGUGCACCCGCUUGUGCUGCACCUUCAGUCGCUUGGACCCAAUCUGGAACCCGUUCAUGCUCGCGAUCGCCGCGUCCGCCGCCUGCGCCGAGUCGUAGCUCACAAACCCUACAAACAGUAUUAGAGAGAGAGAUAGUAGUCCUUUGCUAGUAAUACUAGACGUACCAAAGCCCUUGCUCUCGCC